Alosa sapidissima (American shad) is the source of this 2086-nucleotide messenger RNA. Its product is annotated as deoxyribonuclease-2-alpha-like. Gene Ontology annotation, molecular function: deoxyribonuclease II activity. Bases 168 to 1307 code for a protein of 379 amino acids. NCBI's taxonomy places the organism in Eukaryota, Metazoa, Chordata, Actinopteri, Clupeiformes, Clupeidae. The transcript has 7 exons. The record is from RefSeq and is a predicted model, not a curated record. Gene Ontology annotation, biological process: apoptotic DNA fragmentation.
AGAAAGACGUCACACAGCUUCAAAAUAAUGAUGUGAGUAGUUUCAAUGUGUCGGAUGGACUGUACGAAUGAACAGGGCGUUAUAUGGCCAGGCUUCCAAACUAACUUCUGAAGACUUUUUAUCCUACUUUUCGAAUUUCCUAUCCGGUUCAACUUAAAAAGUGGGUCAUGGUCGCUGUUGCUUUUGCCCUGUUGCUGCUACAUUACCAGACGCUAGAGGGGAGUGCAGACCCUAUUUCGUGCUAUGAUGACUUGGGAAAAGCUGUGGAUUGGGUUUAUCUCUACAAACUCCCUCACCAUAAGUCCCGUUUUGAAGGGCUGAAGUAUCUUUUCAUGAACCAAGGGAGUGAGGGGUGGGCAGAUGGAAAAGGACUGGUGAAUGACAGUGCAGGAGCCUUGGGAAGGACUGUUGGACAACUAUACACGAGCACUGAGCAGGGCUACAUACUGUACAAUGAUCAGCCUCCUGCACCAGUGCCUGGGAUUGGAACAUCUGAAAAUGUUGGUAGAAGUGGAGGUCAUACCAAAGGUGUUGUCUUAUUUGACAAAAAGCAAGGUUAUUGGUUGGUCCACAGCACACCACAUUUUCCACCACCCAAGAAAGUCGGACAGUUUUCAUACCCAGACAGUGGUGUUUUGAAUGGUCAAAACUUCAUCUGUGUCACCUACCCCCUGGAUCACUUCCAGACAAUAGGGGAACAGCUACAGAUUAAUCAGCCACACAUCUUUGACUGCCAUAUUCCCGAUUCCCUUGCCUCUUCUGUGCAAUCCAUGGUCCAGCUGUGUAAGGACAGCCAAGGAGAGAGAGGGAAUGUCAGUCUUCUACAUGAUGUCCCCAAAAUAUCCAAUCGCAGUGUGUCCCUCACGUCAUUGGGUGGGACUACAUUCAUCGACUUUGCUAAAGGAGCAUCCUUUGCAAACGAUCUCUAUCACUCCUGGGUGGCCCCUACUCUUCAGUCCGACCUGCUGGUUCAGUUCUGGCAGCGGUCCACUGGGAUUCAGCCCUCAAACUGCUCCGGUAGCUGGAAGGUGCUGAACGUCCAGCAGCUUGCCCCUGGGCAGAGGUUCACCUUCGAUGCCACAGAUGACCACUCCAAGUGGGCGGUCAGCACUAUGGCUGCGUCUGGAAGCGCCGGUGGCUGGGUCUGCGUGGGCGACAUCAACCGCAAUGAGGCGGAGGAGAAGAGAGGUGGAGGAACUGUGUGCCUCCAAGACCCCACUGUGUGGAAAGCCUACCGAAGCACAGCCCUGAAAUGUCUGUCCUGCAAAGGAGGUCAAUGUGACUGUGAUACAGCAACAGGGAGAUAGAGCGGCAAUAUUGUUUUUCAAGGGGGAAAUAUUUCUACAGUCCUAUGUCUCAUGGUAUGCACUUUGCUCAGGUAUUUGUUGCUUUUUACUGUAAAAUAUGAUUAAGAAUUUUUUAAGAGAUCAAUCAAGCACUAUUUUGGAAUUUUAGUACAAUUAUCGGUAGGCCUGCCUGGUUUCACCAGACUCACUUACUUAGUUUCACUUCGUGAAGCGUAGUCUGGGUACUCUCCAUUGGGAAAUGUUUCCAACCCUGGCAUCGUAAUGGGUGUAGACUUUGCUUUACUUUUGAAAUCAUUAGUCCAGCCUAACCAAUCACAUUGAUCUGGGAUUUUCAUUUCAUCAUCUUACUUCGCCUAACCUUUACGAACUGAUAAUAAACCGCAUUGGCAGUCAGGAAACAAUGUAUUUACCUUUGCUGUAUUAAUUUACACAAUCUUCCAUCUACAUUUUUUUUAUGUUAGAAGGUGUUGCUACUACUGUUGCUUUACCACAGCCACUUUUAAUUUAGAAACGAAUGUCAUCCACACUCUCGUCACUGAUUGGUCCGCCAUCCUGGUGGUUGAGGGAAACCUAAACGCAUUGAGAAGCCAGAGUAUUUCAGUGAAAUGAAAAUGAGCGCCUACAGAAAUUACCUACAGCAAUGCUCAUGCUUACAGAGCAAAUUAAUUGUGCCAAAAAGUUAACUCUUGUGCAGGAUAGGCCUACAUCAUUAUUUAUACCUAAAGGAGGCUUUAAAUAAUCUUGGAUGUACUGGUUUAAAAUAAACAAUUCUGUUCGUA